AUGAAGCAUUUAUCCGUCCCGUUGUUUGUUGCCUACGGUGUCGCUGCCGCCGCGAUCCUCCUUGAGCCGUCCGACGCCGAAAGAUCCACGCUAUGGGACACCGUCCUGCCUUUUAUCCAUGACAUUGACAACGCCAUUUCCCCCGCCAAGGCUCAUAUUGACUCUUUCUCUCGUUCUUUCGAAGAUUUGGGACAGAACGCUGUCGAACAGCGCAUCUCGAUUGCCGACCGACUUGAUGUCCUCAAAGAUGUUGCAGGGGAGGCUCUCGACAUCGGAAAUCAUGACCAUAGUCGCCCGAACCUGACAAUCUAUGAGUACAUCAAGAGUAGCAACUACACCACAAAAUUCGCCAGCCUUGUAGACGAAUACAAGGGCCUCAUUGACCUUCUCAACGGCACCGACGCCACCAACUACACCCUCUUUGUUCCUGUCAACGAAGCCUUUGAUGGUAUCCCGAACGAUCCGAAGAAUAAGCCGAGCAAGGAGGCACUGGAGGCUCUACUCAAAUACCACAUCGGAGUGGGGGAGUACCCGGCUAGCAGCAUUCUGACAACAAACACCAUCCCCACCGUCUUCGAGGAGGCCUGGCUUGGCGGGGAUCACCAGCGACUGCGUACUAGUGUCGGACUGUCGGGAGUGAGGAUCAACUUUUACAGCAAAGUGGUGGCAGCUAAUAUUGGAGCCACUAAUGGCGUGAUUCACGCUGUCGGCAGCGUCCUGAAGCCACCGCCCAUGAUCGGCCGUGUCCUAAGCCUCUUUCCCAGCGAGUUUUCGACGCUGCUGCUCGCUUAUGAGAAGACAAACUUUGUGCAAUUCAUUCACAAUGUCAAACUGGUUGGAAGCACGGUGUUUGCGCCCUCCAACAAUGCCUUUUCGGCCCUCGGCCCUAAGGCUAAUGCCUUCCUCUUCAACACCGAAAAGGGCCGUGGCUACCUCAAGGCUCUUCUCAAGUACCACAUCGUCGCCAACGCGACGCUCUACAGCGACGCCUUCUACGACAAGACGGGCAACGACGUCGGUGACGAGGGCGGAAAGAAGGAGCAUUUUGACCUGGUGACGUUGCUUGACGGCACACACAUUAGCGUCGACAGGUCAACAUUUGCUGGGUUCACAUCCAUCAAGGUCAAUGGGUAUGCCAAGGUCAGUAUUCGUGAUGGUGUUGGGAAGAACGGAGUCAUCCACGUUGUGGACAAGGUGCCCAUCCCCCCGCGAAACAAGGCCGAGGCGUCCAGCCAAACAAACGAUCUGGACGGUCAAUUGACUGUUGAAGAACUCGUCGAGCGUCUCGAUCCCUACAUGGACGGGUCCGUUGAACCUGAAUUAACUGGCCUUGAGCUCUGA
Molecule: messenger RNA, 1341 nt
Organism: Geosmithia morbida
Lineage: Eukaryota; Fungi; Ascomycota; Sordariomycetes; Hypocreales; Bionectriaceae
Product: Fasciclin domain
Exons: 2
Coding region: 1-1341 (446 amino acids)
Biological process (GO): macroautophagy
Cellular component (GO): fungal-type vacuole membrane
Source: RefSeq, a predicted model, not a curated record